Dromiciops gliroides (monito del monte) is the source of this 1815-nucleotide messenger RNA. It is a transcript of the gene MARCHF11, whose product is annotated as membrane associated ring-CH-type finger 11. The record is from RefSeq and is a predicted model, not a curated record. Bases 232 to 1545 code for a protein of 437 amino acids. Gene Ontology annotation, molecular function: zinc ion binding; ubiquitin-protein transferase activity. The transcript has 4 exons. Gene Ontology annotation, biological process: protein ubiquitination. Lineage: Eukaryota; Metazoa; Chordata; Mammalia; Microbiotheria; Microbiotheriidae.
CCUGCCCGCCUGCCCUCUUCCCCUCCUCACCCUCCCGUACCCCCAACUCCCAACCGGGUACGAGGUCACCCGGGGAGCUCAAGCUCUCCCUUCUCCCCGUAGAGGUCUGCCCCUCCCGCCCCAUCCGCUCCUUUCCCCUUCUGAGCUGAUCCCCGUCCCCAUCCCCGUCCCUGUCCUCGUCCCCAUCCCCUUGCGGAGCCAGCGACCUGGGCUGGCAGGUGGGAGGACACCAUGAGUCUGGGGGGUGGCAACAGCGGCCGGCGCCGCCGGGCAGAGAGCGGGGACCCAGAGCCACCCCCGCUUCCGCCCCUCGGAGAACCCGCUGCGGCCGGCCCCCCGCGCUACCUGCCGCCGCUGACCCCACCGCUGCCCAGUCUGUUCGCGCUGCCGCCGCCCCCGCAGGCGCCGCCGGGACCGGCUCCGAGGCAGGAGGAGCCGCAGCCGCUGGCCGAGGAGAUCCCGCGGCGAGGAGCAGGAGAGGACCUGCCGCCGCAGCCGCCCCCACCACCGCCGCCGCCUCCCCCGCCGCCGCCUCUGUUGCCUCCCCCGCCGCCGCCGCAGCUCCCGCUCCUGCUCCCGCUUCCUUCGGCCGAGCAAGAUCCGUCAACUGCAGGAGACUCUGGGGAAGGUCCAAAGCGCUUCUCUGAACCUCCCCCUCCAGAGGCGGUGAUUAAAGACUCGGAGGAGCCGCAGGCUGCGAGAGUAGGAAGGGAGGCAGAAGGACCAGGCUCCUCUGAACAGCCAGAGACCCGCUCGGUGUGUAGCAGCCGCAGUAGUAGCAGCAGCAGCAGUGACCAUCGCACGGGGCACCACCACCACCAGCACCAACACCACCAGCCCAUCUGCAAGAUCUGCUUUCAGGGGGCUGAGCAGGGUGAACUGUUAAAUCCUUGCCGAUGUGAUGGGUCAGUUCGGUAUACACAUCAGCUAUGCCUAUUAAAGUGGAUCAGUGAAAGAGGGUCAUGGACCUGUGAGCUCUGCUGUUAUAGAUACCAUGUAAUAGCAAUUAAAAUGAAAAAACCUUGCCAGUGGCAAAGCAUUUCUAUAACACUGGUUGAGAAAGUUCAGAUGAUUGCUGUAAUCCUAGGAUCACUGUUCUUAAUAGCAAGUGUGACUUGGCUUCUGUGGUCAGCCUUCAGCCCCUAUGCGGUGUGGCAAAGGAAGGACAUCCUCUUCCAAAUCUGCUAUGGGAUGUAUGGUUUUAUGGAUCUAGUGUGCAUAGGUCUCAUUGUUCAUGAAGGGGCAGCAGUUUACAGAGUGUUUAAACGCUGGAGGGCGGUUAAUUUGCACUGGGAUGUAUUAAAUUACGACAAAGCCACAGACAUAGAAGAAAGUAGCCGAGGAGAGUCUUCAACGAGUAGGACAUUAUGGUUGCCACUGACAGCUUUGCGAAAUAGAAACUUAGUUCACCCCACCCAAUUAACCUCACCGAGAUUUCAGUGUGGCUAUGUACUGUUACACCUGUUCAAUCGAAUGAGGCCCCAUGAAGACUUGUCAGAAGAUAACAGCUCGGGGGAGGUUGUGAUGAGAGUGACUUCCGUGUAAUGAAAAUGUAAGGCUGAUCCACUGUGGACCUUUGAAACAGCAUUGUGGAAUGUAGUUGCAAUGAAUGGUGAAACCACAGCACUUCUAAAAACAUAUAUGAACUUUUUAAAAUUUAUGCUUUUUAUAUGAACAAUGGAAUUGCAAAUACAUUUUCUGAAAAAAAAAAGUCCCUCUGCUCUUUGUUUUCUGAUUUAUGGCAUCUUUUUAUAAGUUGGUACUUGGAAUCAUUUGAAAUAUAAUUUACAUGUUAUUAGUGGAUACAAUGAAGAA